Molecule: messenger RNA, 1145 nt
Organism: Cannabis sativa
Lineage: Eukaryota; Viridiplantae; Streptophyta; Magnoliopsida; Rosales; Cannabaceae
Product: cytochrome b-c1 complex subunit 7-2, mitochondrial
Exons: 4
Coding region: 147-554 (135 amino acids)
Biological process (GO): mitochondrial electron transport, ubiquinol to cytochrome c
Source: RefSeq, a predicted model, not a curated record
AAUGAAAACUCAAAUCGAUUAGCCAGCCACAAUCUUAGACUCAUCGGGACUCGCCGAUUCUUCCAGAACAAACAAACCAGGGUUUGGUAUUCGACAGCCAUAGCCAACAACUCCGCUGAGAACGACAGAGUAAAGGGGGAGACGAAAUGUCUUCGAUUUUGCAAUCUCUUUUGAAUCCAAGGAAGAGCUGGUUGGCUGCUCAGCACAUGAAAUCCGUUUCCCAAAGCCUCCGUAACUACGGGCUCCGAUAUGAUGAUCUGUACGACCCCUACUACGAUCUGGACGUGAAGGAAGCUCUCAAUCGGCUGCCUAGAGAAAUAGUUGACGCUCGUAAUCAGCGUCUCAAACGUGCCAUGGACCUUUCUAUGAAACAUCAGUACCUCCCUGGGGAUCUUCAGGCCAUGCAAACACCUUUCAGGACCUACCUUCAAGAAAUGCUUGCUUUGGAAAAUAUUUGUUUAUAUGGAAAUAUAGAGUGGUCGCCCAAAGGCUCAGGCAUGCGAUUUGCUUAUGUAAGUUUGAGGUUGACUUCCUCCUUCUCAAGUAACGAUUGAGUUGAAUCCUAUUAUCAAAGAAUAUAUAUAUAUAAAUAGAAUGUGUGUGUGUGAGAGAGAGAGUUUCUAAGGUGGGCAUUGUUUUAAAAAUCGGUCGAGGCGCGUCUCAAGGCAAGGUGGUGAAAAAACGAUUCUGAGGCGACUCCUCAUCUGCCGGACUUGAGGUGGUUCGUGUUGAGGUGUAUGAGGUGCUUCACCAAUAGGGUUUAAUUUCUGUGUUUUUAGGGUUUGUUUUGGGCUGACUUGGGCUUUUUUAUGUUUUAUAGCUUCUAUUGAUUUUUAAUUGACUUUAUGGGGUUUAGUUGGGGUCAUUUCUAACAUAAUUUUAAUGGAGUAGAUAGAUUUAAAAAAUAAACUCUGAGCAGCUCCCUUCUUCUCGGACUCCUCCCUCCACUCUCCCCCAAUCUCACGCAGCUCUCUCUCUCCUCCCUCCUCCCUCCUCCCUCUUUCAUUCAGAGAAAGAUGAUAAUCAUGAAAACAAUGCAUGAUCAUUAUGACUUCUUUGACAUUUGAAUUGGAAUGGGGAAUAUGUUCCUACUUUCUAUAUAUGUUUAGAACUUUUACUAUUUUUAUUAGUUUCUACUUUCUAUA